GAUAUCUGGACAUAAGCAAAUCUGAGCGCGGAUUUACUGUUAUAAAUCUCCAUCUAUUCUAAGCUGCAAACCUGUGCAAUAAUUCAAGUACUGAUCACGUCGCGAAGGGUUACCUUAUGUAGCAGGUCUGCCAGUUUCUCUGCUAUAAAAGCUGGUGACCGACAUGUGUUCUACGUCAGUGAAUCAUCUUCAACCCAGAAUGAAGGCCGUUCUGAUCUUCUGUGUGGUGGCUGUGGCCGCGGCCGACAAGUCAGCGAGAAUUGCCAACCAUCAGUAUGGCAUCGAGGAGGACGGCUCAUACCAGUCCAACUACGAGACAACCAAUGGCAUCAGGGCCCAGGAAGACGGCAUCUCCUACCCCGGCAACAUCCCCGAGUCUGGCAACUACGUGAGGAGCGGCUCGUACUCGUACGAAUGGGAGGGCGUCACCUAUACGGUCACGUGGACGGCCGACGAGAACGGCUUCCACCCGGAGGGUGACCACCUGCCCGACUUCAGCCACACCCGCGAACAUAUCGGAGGCAUCGAAGAACACCUCUGAACUGCUAUAUUGGUUCCAUAAUCGAAUGCCUGUUGCCGAUCAAAAAUAAAAGUCUGUGAUGAAUUAUCUAUGCAUACUAAACUGAAU
Amphibalanus amphitrite is the source of this 628-nucleotide messenger RNA. RefSeq names its product cuticle protein CP14.6-like. Gene Ontology annotation, molecular function: structural constituent of chitin-based larval cuticle. The transcript has 3 exons. NCBI's taxonomy places the organism in Eukaryota, Metazoa, Arthropoda, Thecostraca, Balanomorpha, Balanidae. The record is from RefSeq and is a predicted model, not a curated record. The coding region runs from base 164 to 541 and encodes 125 amino acids. Gene Ontology annotation, cellular component: chitin-based extracellular matrix.